CCCGCAGCAUCCCCAGGGACGGCGCUUGGCGGGCGCUGCGCGCCGGUUCGGCCGCCCUGAGGGCCGGGAGGGGGCGGUGGGGGGCGUCCGGGGCUGCGGCCCCGCGGCGCCGCUCUCCUCUGGGCUUCGGCUGUUCUGGGAAAUAGACUUUUUUUUUUCUUUUUUUUCCCCCAAUUGAAACUCCUGCUGUUGGCCUGAAUCAGGAUUUUGUUAAGGAGUCAGAGAAGCCUUCCCACGGCUUCGCAGAAACAGAACGUCUGGGAAAAUGGCCCUGAGAGAGGGAGAAAGCAGCAGCAGCUCUGUCAACAGCGAGCAAGAGCAGAGCAGCAAUCGUGUUAUUACAAUUGUCUUCCUGGCACUCCUCAUUGACUUGUUGGGAUUCGCUCUCAUCUUGCCACUGUUUCCUUCCAUCCUUGAUUAUUACAGCAAGACUGAGGAUGGAUUCUAUUUGUCAUUGCAACGUGGUGUGGAUUGGUUUGCAGUGAUGGUUGGGAUGCCUCCAGAGCGGAAGUACAACAGUGUGUUGUUUGGAGGUCUGAUUGGCUCAAUCUUUUCCAUCCUGCAGUUUUUCUCCUCUCCACUCACUGGUGCAGUGUCAGACUGCUUGGGGAGAAGGCCUGUCAUUUUGAUGACAGUGAUGGGUUUAAUAGCAUCGUAUGCGCUGUGGGCUGCCUCUAGGACUUUCGGCAUUUUUCUUCUCUCCAGGAUCAUAGGUGGAAUAAGCAAAGGGAAUGUCAGCCUUUCCACAGCUAUAAUUGCUGACCUGCACUCUCCCAAGGCACGGAGCAAGGGCAUGGCAAUGAUUGGUGUUGCUUUCUCUCUUGGUUUUACCCUGGGUCCCAUGAUUGGAGCUUACCUCGCCAUGGAGGCUGAGAAAGGAGAAGUCUUCUUCUUUCGUUCAGCAUUGUUAGCACUCAUGUUUGCUGUGGCUGAUUUAAUUUUCAUCUUCUUCCUGCUUCCAGAGACACUCCCCAAAGAAAAACGGAUCUCUUCUGUGAUGUCCGGAUUUCAGGCCACAGUAGACUUGCUCAGUCCUUUGGCUUUAUUUCAGUUCUCUGCAGUUACCCGAGGAAGGGAUUCCCCUUCAGAGAAGAAUUUUCAGAAUCUCAAAAUCCUGGGCCUGGCUUAUUUCCUGUACCUCUUCCUGUUUUCUGGUCUGGAGUAUACACUGAGUUUUCUCACUCACCAGAGAUUCCAGUUCAACAGUAUGCAGCAGGGCAAGAUGUUUUUCUUUAUUGGAAUAACAAUGGCUGUGAUCCAGGGAGGCUAUGCGCGCCGAAUCAAGCCAGGAAAUGAAAUCAGAGCUGUAAAAAGGGCCAUAAUGUUGCUGAUUCCAGCUUUCUUGUUAAUUGGGUGGGCUGCAAAUGUGACCAUGCUGAGUGUUGGACUGUUGCUGUACUCUUUUGCUGCUGCCAUUGUUAUCCCGUGUUUGUCAGCAGUGGUGUCAGGCUAUGGUGCUGCCAGCCAGAAGGGACGAGUCAUGGGUAUUCUGAGGAGCCUGGGUGCCCUUGCCAGGGCCCUGGGACCUGUCCUGUCAGCCACAGUUUAUUGGCUGGCUGGGGCAGAGAUUUGCUUCACCAUCUGCAGUGCUUUCUUCCUGGUCCCUUUCAUUUUGCUUGGUUCUGUAAAACAGCAGACAAAGGAGGAGUAAAGGGAUGGCAAAUAGUUACAGAACAGUUUCCAGUGACCUCUACAAGACUUGCCGCUUGCCCCUUGACUCCGCUAAUCGAGUUGGAAUGAGACUUUUGAUCUUCUGGAAGGCCAUAUUCAAUGGCCAGUUUGGGAACAAGAAGAAAAGUAAAGUAUGCGCCAGCUGAGUAACACAUCAUACAAGGCUGGGCAAGCUGCGACUGGUGUUACAGCACCACUGCUGCACUACAUACCCCAGUUACAAAAACCUAUGAACCGCAAGGGCUUCAGCUGCUGCUUCAAACCAGUAUCUGCGGCAUACAGUUCUUGCCUUUGCUCUCAGUCUGUUGUUAUCAAGAGCUAGACCAAAAGCACGGCCCAAGCCCCUGUGCAGAGGGCCAUCUUGUCUGUUUUAACUAGCAGAGAACAAGUACACCAGAACACUCUAAAACUGAAGGGAAGUUUCUGUAGAGGGGUCACAAGAUUUGCACAAACUGUAAGUGGAGUAAAGGGUUUAAUCAACUGCCUUAAAACAUGACAAUCAAAACCAAAAGACUACAGGCUUCCUGAGCCGACUGAUGCUCUGUCACAGGUAGACUGUGUUUAAUAUACAAAUAAACUGAGAGACGUUUUACACUCCUAAUACUAUACAGUAUUUUCUUGAUGCCAAAGUACUAUUCUUUUUUGCAUUACAAAUAAACAGUUAGCAUACA
This is a messenger RNA of Rhea pennata, 2342 nucleotides long. RefSeq names its product major facilitator superfamily domain containing 10 (gene SLC75A1). Lineage: Eukaryota; Metazoa; Chordata; Aves; Rheiformes; Rheidae. The record is from RefSeq and is a predicted model, not a curated record. Gene Ontology annotation, molecular function: transmembrane transporter activity. The transcript has 13 exons. Gene Ontology annotation, biological process: transmembrane transport. Bases 266 to 1651 code for a protein of 461 amino acids. Gene Ontology annotation, cellular component: brush border membrane.